GCCGCAUUUGCGAACGCCGUUUAAUAAGUUCACUACUCGUACAGUAAUUUUGAAAAUCUGCGGAAGUUCUCUGGAUUUCAGUGGUGCUUGUCCUGGUUUAUCCAGCUAAGGUCUUACGACGACUUGCAUCUUUUCUCAGCUUUUUGCUGCCUUAUUCCACUUUAUUUCGUCAGAUCGUAUUUUAUAAUUGCUAAUAAUGGCCAGCAAGGAAGAAUUAGCCUGCGUUUACAGCGCUCUCAUCCUUAUGGAUGACGACGUGACGAUCUCGGGCGACAAGAUCACCACGCUUCUAAAAGCUGCCAACGUAGAGGUGGAACCCUACUGGCCAGAUCUCUUUGCCCGGUCGUUGGAAGGUGUUAGUUUGAAGGAGCUAAUAUCCAGCUUCGGAAGCGCAGCGCCGGCUGCCGCCCCCGCAGCAGCAGCCCCUGCCGCCGCUGCACCGGCUGCGAAGGCCGAAGAACCAGCAAAGGGCAAGAAAGAAGAGAAGAAGAAGGAGGAAGAAGAAGAGGACGACGAUAUCGGUUUAUCGCUGUUCGAUUAAAUUUUUUUGUUAUCUGUAUUUCAAAUUUACAAAAUGAAAGAAGACCGUGAAUAAAAAUUAAAAUCGCA
This is a messenger RNA of Paramacrobiotus metropolitanus, 609 nucleotides long. RefSeq names its product 60S acidic ribosomal protein P1-like. Gene Ontology annotation, cellular component: ribosome; cytosolic large ribosomal subunit. Lineage: Eukaryota; Metazoa; Tardigrada; Eutardigrada; Parachela; Macrobiotidae. Gene Ontology annotation, biological process: translational elongation; cytoplasmic translation. The coding region runs from base 197 to 541 and encodes 114 amino acids. The transcript has 4 exons. The record is from RefSeq and is a predicted model, not a curated record. Gene Ontology annotation, molecular function: protein kinase activator activity; structural constituent of ribosome; ribonucleoprotein complex binding.